AUGACUAGUGCAGUUCUAGUCUUGGUAUUAGCGCUUUUAGUGAUUGAAGGAGAAGCCGACUAUGAUGGAGUGGGCGACUGCGAUGGCACAAACUGUGACGACUUGUCUCAAGACCAGUUUAUUGAUUAUUUGACAAAUCCGCUGCGUUAUGACAAAUAUGUGAGACCUAACACAAGCACUCCCUUUGGUGUGAUUGUCAAUGUUGACAUCAAUCACUUGGAAGCGUCACAAUCUCAAUUUACGGCGUACAUGACCGUAAAAUGUACUUAUUUAGAUAGUAAUCUCAAAUUUGAGGAUAUUUCUCCGAAAAGAUCUCUAAUAUUAGGCGAUGAAACCCUCAAAGCCAAAAUUUGGACCCCAAAUAUCCUCCUCAAGGACCAAGAGGAGACGACUAUAGUUCAAGUUGAAAAAAAAGAAGACUUGGUGUCCAUAGAUAAGACAGGUCUAGUGACAUAUACGUACAAAAUGGUGUCAAAAUUCUAUUGUUGGAUGGAUUUGAAAAAAUUCCCGUUUGACACGCAAAAGUGCACCCUUAUUUUCAGCGAUUGGUCGUACAAUAGUACCAACCUACUAUUAGAAUGGAACAAAAAGUCGGAGUCGUUGAACGUUUCUGAUAAUUUACACUUUACCGAAUUUAUUGUCGAUGAAAUUAAAUGUGAUACCGGGACCAACGAUGGGCCUUAUCAAAAUAGGGACAUGUCGGAUCAAGUUGGCAGCUUCAGCGAGCUCGUGAUUAAAUUUCGUUUCCAUAGAGACAUCGGUUAUUACCUACUUGAUUUCUUCAUUCCCUCUUAUUUGCUAGUAUGCACUGCUUGGGUCACAUUCUGGCUCCAAGCGGACGCGGGGCCCCCACGAGCCACCCUGGGGGCCACCACAGUCGUAGCUUUCAUCACCCUGCACUUGGGUAUGAGCAAAGACAUACCCAAAGUGUCAUAUAUCAAAGCUAGCGAUAUUUGGUUUUUGGGGGUUUCUUGCUUCAUUUUCUUUUCGUUGGCAGAAUUCGCGUUUGUUAACGUCAUUUGGAGGCGCAAGAAAAUAAUCGAGUUGAAAAAACCCAAACAGAAGUACAUAAUCAAAGCGGCCGUGAUGCCAAGCGUUGCCAGGAAACACUUGCGCAAGCACGAGUCAAGUCUGUCAGUGGCCACUUUGACCCAAUCAAAUUCCAGCUUGGACGUGGCCACGCCCUGUGAGAAUGGAUGUUACAAGAAUGGCAUUGAUAGUUUAGACAGCAGUCAUAGUGUUAUUCCAAUGCCGGAAGACGAACAAGUUUUCACUUGGACGAAAAUGACGCCGCAAGAGGUCGCCAUUUGGAUCGACAGGAAGGCGCGAAUUGUCUUCCCACUCAUUUUCCUCAUUUUUAAUAUACUCUACUGGGUGUUUGUAUAUUACGGUUAA
Messenger RNA from Tribolium castaneum (red flour beetle), 1395 nucleotides. Its product is annotated as cys-loop ligand-gated ion channel subunit. Gene Ontology annotation, molecular function: transmitter-gated monoatomic ion channel activity involved in regulation of postsynaptic membrane potential; chloride channel activity; transmembrane signaling receptor activity. The record is from RefSeq and is marked provisional. Lineage: Eukaryota; Metazoa; Arthropoda; Insecta; Coleoptera; Tenebrionidae. Gene Ontology annotation, biological process: chloride transmembrane transport; signal transduction; nervous system process. Gene Ontology annotation, cellular component: synapse; plasma membrane; neuron projection.